This is a messenger RNA of Priapulus caudatus, 2282 nucleotides long. RefSeq names its product putative serine protease K12H4.7. Gene Ontology annotation, molecular function: dipeptidyl-peptidase activity; serine-type exopeptidase activity. The coding region runs from base 5 to 1519 and encodes 504 amino acids. Gene Ontology annotation, biological process: proteolysis. The record is from RefSeq and is a predicted model, not a curated record. Lineage: Eukaryota; Metazoa; Priapulida; Priapulimorpha; Priapulimorphida; Priapulidae. The transcript has 12 exons.
UUCAAUGAUGGCUGCGUCCAGCAACAGGCGUACUGUUGCUCUAUCUUUUUUGUUAUGUUUUACGUUCGGAGACAUUUGUGCAGGAACGCCUUACAUUUUCCGUGGAAAAUUAAAAGGAGGGUUUCUAGGCACGCCACGCCACUCAAGUAAUGUCGAACCGCCUCCAGAGAAGUGGCUGGUACAGCGUCUAGACCAUUUCAAUCACGCGGACACCAAUGUUUGGAAGCAGAGGUAUUUUGUGAACGACACAUUCUUCAACAGCACUAACCCUGAUGCACCUGUGUUUCUCAUGAUUGGAGGGGAGGGGAAAGCUAACUCUCUAUGGAUGACAACUGGAACAUGGAUUAAGUAUGCACAAGAUUUCGGUGCUCUGUGCCUCAUGUUGGAGCACAGAUACUACGGAAAAAGUCAUCCAACUGUGGAUAUGGGAGUGAAGCACAUGGUAUAUCUAAACAGUGAGCAGGCCUUGGCUGAUCUGGCAUAUUUCCGCAGUAACAUGACCAAUGUUCUCGGUCUUCAGAAGCGCAAGUGGAUUGCGUUCGGCGGCUCUUAUCCUGGUUCCCUUGCUGCCUGGUUCAGACUGAAAUACCCUCACCUAGUAGAUGGAGCCGUUGCUACAAGUGGACCUGUGUUUGCUAAGAUAAACUUCUUGGAAUAUCUUGAAGUCGUGCAAGAUGCUCUGGAGACAACAGUUCCUGGAUGUACGGAGGCUAUUCAGACAGCUGUAAGGGGUGUAGAAGUAAACAUCCCACAAUCUGUUGGGCGUGCAUUAUUAAAGGAUAUCUUUAUGUUGUGUGACGAAAUUGAUGAACGCAAUAAGAAUGACAUUGCGAAUCUGUUCAGCACUCUGGCAGGCAAUUUUGAAAAUAUUGUGCAGUACAACAACGAUAACAGGGAGUUUGAGGGGGUUGCGGAUGCAAAUAUUACAAUCGAUACGGUCUGCGGAAUGAUGGUGAACGAGACACUGGGAGCACCUAUGCUACGCUAUGCUGCUGUCAACAAUUUGCUACUGAAGGUACACAAUGAAACAUGUCAAGACUUUAAAUAUGAUAAAUUCAUCAAGGAACAGCAAAAUGUAACAUGGCCAGAAGAAGGAGGAGUUGGAGAGCGACCAUGGAUGUACCAGACGUGCACUGAGUUUGGCUGGUAUCAGUCCUCGGAUUAUGUUCAUCACCCAUUUGGACAUCGAUUCCCAAUUAACUUCUGGACACAGCAGUGUGUUGAUGUCUUCGGCCCUAACUUCAACAUGGAGUUAUUGCAGCGAGCUGUCAGUAGAACGAAUGAUGACUACGGUGGCUUUGGCAUUAAGGUUACCAAGGUUGUCUUUCCGAAUGGUUCCAUUGAUCCUUGGCAUCGCAUGGGCAUUGUGGAAAGGCCAGGCGAUGAAUCACACGCUAUAUUCAUUAAAGGUACAGCACACUGUGCGAACAUGUACCCAGCCAGCGAGAGUGAUCCCAAGGAGCUGGUAGAGGCACGGGAACAGAUUAAAAAUCUCAUUGCAGAGUGGCUGACAGAGUAAGGUACUGUAUAUACUCUAUAUUUCGCGGUGGUUUAAUUUUCGCGAAUUUCGCGAACGCAUCCCCGAAAAUAACAACACGCCAUUCUUCACUGAUUCGGGAAUUCACCGACCGCAAAAUUAACCACUCGCGAAAUUAUCCGUCAAGUCUGAAUUCGCGACAAUAUCUGUACGUGAAAAAUAUGGCGUAUACAGUAGUCAUUGCGUGGAACGAUUGGUACAAUUCGGUGACAUUUCUAAUGGCUGAUGCCUGAAAGUGAAACAGCAUUGUUACUGCAAGUUAAACGGGUUUGCUACUAGAAGGUAUACACUGAAAAGUUUAUUUGCAUAUUAAUACACACUCUAACAUUAGGCCUACUACUGUCAGUUAUGUAGAAAACUUGUAGAUAUUAAUAAAAAUCAGAAACUGUGAUUUCUUUUAUUUCAAGUUUCUGCUUCACAUAUAUCUUCAUCUGCAGACUACUUUUAUGCAAAUAUUGAGGUGAGAAAUGUAUUGGUCGAUCUGUUACACUUCAUAAAACGUAUGCAUUUUGUUUUUUAUAGAAGCAUUUCAAAAAGCCCAAUGGUUAUAAUAUUGUGACAUUGAAAAACCAAUGAUCUGAUACCCAAUUGUUUUAAACCAAAAGUUUACAGAAGUGUAUUGUUACUGCUAUAAUGGACACCGAAUAAGUACUUAGAAUUAACAUCAGUAUAACCUUAGAUCAUUUUGUGUAAGCUGUGAUAAAUGUAAUUGUACUCAUUUGAUUAAAGUAUAUUUUCUUGCACA